UCCUGCUGCAGGAAAUGAGACUUGAACAAGGCAGAAAUAUGGUGCCGAAGAAGGUAUUCCCACUGCUCUUGGUCUCUUUGGGCCUAGCUCUGGCGGACUUGGAGGAAAGAGACAGCAGCUCCCCGACGCUAGCCAAGCGCUAUUCAGAAGGCACCUUUAUCGAUGAUUACAGCCGGGCCCUCAGCAGCCUUCAAGAGAAGAAGUUUGUGGACUGGUUGCUGAAGCAGAAGGAACGAAAGAAAGACUCCAGCCGCAACGAAUCAGCCCGAGACCUGGAAACCAAGCAGGAUGCACAGAGCAGCGGACUUAGCGGGACCCCCAAGAACAUACAGAGGUCUCUGCCGAUGCCAGACGUGGAGGUGCUGAUUGCCAGGUGGACUAACGAGCUGCUGGAACUGCUGGUCAACUACAGCCUCCUCAGGACCUAGCGCAGGAUUUCGGACCCCAGAGGCUGGUUGCUGAGAAGCUGACAGAAGGCCUCGUUCUGGGCUUCUCAAGAGUAGGCUCCUGCUACCCUGCUUCCUUUCUGAUAAUACAA
Molecule: messenger RNA, 538 nt
Organism: Tachyglossus aculeatus (Australian echidna)
Lineage: Eukaryota; Metazoa; Chordata; Mammalia; Monotremata; Tachyglossidae
Gene: GIP
Product: gastric inhibitory polypeptide
Exons: 6
Coding region: 15-428 (137 amino acids)
Biological process (GO): regulation of fatty acid biosynthetic process; response to glucose; regulation of insulin secretion
Cellular component (GO): extracellular region
Molecular function (GO): hormone activity; glucagon receptor binding
Source: RefSeq, a predicted model, not a curated record